This is a messenger RNA of Anopheles nili, 7980 nucleotides long. RefSeq names its product E3 ubiquitin-protein ligase Ubr3 (gene Ubr3). The coding region runs from base 1 to 7980 and encodes 2659 amino acids. Gene Ontology annotation, biological process: ubiquitin-dependent protein catabolic process via the N-end rule pathway; protein ubiquitination. Gene Ontology annotation, cellular component: ubiquitin ligase complex; cytoplasm. Gene Ontology annotation, molecular function: ubiquitin protein ligase activity; zinc ion binding. The record is from RefSeq and is a predicted model, not a curated record. The transcript has 11 exons. Lineage: Eukaryota; Metazoa; Arthropoda; Insecta; Diptera; Culicidae.
AUGGCCGACGGACACGCCAGCAGCCGGUCCGAGGAUGGUGGUGGUCCUCCAUCCGAUGGCACCUCCACCACCGGUACACCGUUGCCCCGCAAACCGAUGUCGGUGUCGCGGUUGAAGGAGAAAGGCAAGAAGCUGGCAUCAGCGCACAUCCAUAGGGAACUGGCGGUUAAUGGUUCGUCGGAUAGUCUGAACCGUUUGCUGGAUGAUCUGCUGUCACCGGGACGUCCCAUCUCGAAUAGUGAUAAUAUUGAGUGGUGUCGUUGGCUCGUCGCUGGUGGACGAACACCGGCUGAGUUCGCCUCUAUAGUUCGCGCCUACGACAACCAUGCAAAAUGUGGCCUGGUCUGGAUACCGCACGUGGUCGCAUACCGGUGUAGGACCUGCGGUAUAUCACCCUGCAUGUCGAUCUGUCGCGACUGCUUUAAGCGAGGCAACCACCGGAAUCAUGAUUUCAACAUGUUCCUAUCACAGGCAGGCGGCGCAUGUGACUGUGGUGACACAUCCGUCAUGAAGGCGGAAGGUUUCUGCAGUGAUCACGGACUCAACACCUGCCAGAACAAGGCGCCGGUACCGGACGAUCUGAUGCUGGUGGCGGAAGCGAUGAUGCCCCAGCUGAUCCUGCGCAUGUUGCUGCACUUCCGCGAGUACAGUGCUGCCAACCUCGACUCGGCUGAUUGUCGCCGGACGGCGGAGUACUGCAACGACUACUGCGCGAUGUUGAUGGAGUUCAACAACAUGGGCGAGUUGAUGAGGCGCGUGAUGACACGCACGUUGAUCGAUCGGAAUGUGUACCGGCGGUUGCUCGAACCACCGUUUCCUUCCACCCGUUACGGGCAGUACCUUCGUGACAGUAGCCAGCAGUACGAGGAUGCGUUGCGGCAAUUUCCCUCACCAGAGCCACCGCAGGACUACAGCCAUCUGGCGGCACUCGGGCGAACCAUCGUGCACGAGACCCUGCUGGAGGAGUUCAUCUUCUGGACGUUCAAGUACGAGUUCCAGCAGCACAUCGUGUGCUUCCUGCUGAACAUGCUGCCGGAUCAGGACUACAAGGAGCACCUGACGCGAACGUUCGUGAUGCACUAUUGCCGCAUACCGAGCGUGCUCGAGCUGUCCAACGAUCCGGACACGCUCAGCAAUCGAGUGGUGCACAUGAGCGUGCAGCUGUUCUCGAACGAAAGCCUAGCGCUCAGGAUGGUGGAGGAGCUGUCGCUGUUGCACGUGAUGAUCAUCAGCUUGCGGCAGAUGAUGUCCAAGAUUCUAACACCGCACACGCUGCACGAUCCGGAGCACAACUUCCAUUACGUCGUUGAUUGUGCCGAGCGAGUCAUGAAGGAGCACUGCUACUGGCCGCUUGUGUCCGACUUCAACAACGUGCUGUCACACGAAUCGGUUGCGCUCGUUUUCCUCAAGGAUGACGACCUCAUCGACAUGUGGUUCCAGUUCCUAUCGAUGUUGCAAGGAAUGAACGUGAACAUUCGCGAAAUCAUCAGCCAUGUAGAGUUCGAGUCCAGUUCCUACUAUGCCGCCUUCAGCUGUGAGCUUGAGGCAAGCGCCUACCCGAUGUGGUCGAUCAUUUCGCACCUACAAGAUCCGUCGCACGCGCCACUCGCCAAAAAGAUCAUGAUGUACUGCGUGAACUAUCUGCAGGACUGGCUGGAUGCGAUCAACUUCUACCAGCAGCCCAAGUUCGGGAAGGGUGACCGGUAUCGGGCAUCGUUCCAUUUUCCACUGCAUCGUUAUCUCGCUGCCUUCAUCUGUCAGGGCGUGAAGACGAUGGGGAUGUCCUUAAACGACAUUCUACCAUCGGCCGAUCUGCUGCCGAAGCUGAUGAUGCAUCCACUACGCGUUCAGAGCCUAUUCUACGAGAUCCUGUCAAGCGUGUGGGUGCGUAACGGACUGCAGAUCAAAGGCCAAGCGAUGACGUACAUCCAGGCGAACUUCUGCAACUCGAUGGUCGACAUGGACCUGUUCUUCCUGCAAAUCUGCGCAACCCAACUACCACCGAACCUGUUCGUGAGCGAAUGUAUCGGAAUGUUUGGCGUCGAAGACUGGCUGGGUCUGAGCAUGUUCAGCACACCAGCCGAGAUGGAGCAAGACUCGAUGCUGGAGGGUUUGCUCACGUUCCUGGCCACCCUAAUCACGUCCCGCAUCAACCUCGGCAACGACGAGACGACGCAGUGCGUGAUCGAGAUCAGCGCGUUGCUUGCGACCGGCGACAAAACCCACAGCCAGCUGCUGGAGCUGAUGCCGGAACGUAGUGGCAAUGCGCAUACGCGCAACUUCGAACGUUACCUGAAGGAGCUGUCCAUCUACCGGCCACCUCCGGUUGGUUCGGAGAACCUCGAGCAGGGGUUGUUCAUGCCGGUUCCGGCCGUGUGGGAGCGACAUUAUGAUCCCCUGCACGUGCUACUGCGAGCUGUACAUCGGCGUGACUUCCAGAACUCACUGGACCGGUUCGGGGCGUACGUUAAGCAGGCAGGCAAGAUGCCCCGUAGUGGGAACCUUUGGCCACCGUUCCGGUUGCCUGGAUCCUGUGGGCCCGCCUACAGUGACCCAGGAGCGGUGCUCAGCUCGCGCAUCCUGCACGCGACCAUCCUCGCCAUUUUCUACCGAGCCGUGCACACGCACAACGUGUCUGAGCACAUGCUUGCACUCGCCGUGUUCCUACUUGAGAUGGCCGUUUGUAGUGCUGGAGUGGCCGGUGGUGAAGCGGCCACCAGUAGUUCUACGGUGGGUGACAACGCACCAGCGACCGGUGGUGUAGAGGAGCAGUUGGCUGGAGAAGCGGUUCCGGAUUUGUUAAACUGCUACCCAAGCAAUUGUCUGAGCGAUAAUCUAAAGAUGACGGUACGGAGGAUCUCACUGUUGCCAAUGAUGUUCAGGUUACCUGUGUCCUACCACAAACCAAUGGAUGGAAGUUCGCCACCCUUUGACAGUGACGUAGAGUGGGACCUGUCAGAGGACGAGACGCUUAUGAUGAUCGGAAGCAACCCCGAGGGUGAGAUUGCACCGGGAGCGACCGGUUCGGCGGGACCGGUGGCCGCAACUUCCGGUGUGUCCGCUGCCACAGGUUCCGGUACCGUUCAGGGUGGCAGCACGGUGGUGCGGCGUGGGACGGAACAGCAACAGUUGAUGCCGUCGCGUGCCAUCACCAGUGUGGAGGUGGUGCCACUCACGCAGGACAUCACGAUGAUGCGGAACAACCUGGUCAUACCGGCACGCCGGGCGGCUAUUCUCACGCUACCGUCGGGUAAUAGCAGUAGUAGCGGCAAUACCACCACGACAUCUUCCUCCUCCACCACGCACAUGGUGGUGGAGGAGGAGGAGGACGACGCGGACGAUGAGGCGGGGGACGAGAGUUUGCGGGAUCGGCGCGCGGUGACGGCUGGUGGUGGCGGUGGUGGUGGUGGGCAGCAGGAGAACUCCUCCGACAUGGCGCUAAGGAGGCGUCGGUGGCAUCUUCUGCAGCGAUUGCUCGAUCCCCAACCUGUCACCGGCCGGGGAGGUGGUACGGUGGAAGUGGCAACGGGUGAUGCGCAGGAUGAGGACAUGCCGGCGUAUCACGUGAUGGACGCGGACGGUGAUGUCGUCGAGGAGCAGGAGGAGCAGCAACCGAGUGAACUACUGGCAUUGCGAGCCCGCUAUCUGAUGCUGGAACGAAGACGUAGCAGCGUUGGGAACGCGAACGUUGUCCAACCUGCCGACGUGGACGAUUAUCUGGAGGAGGACGAAGACGACGAUGAGGAAGCCGAUGAUGAGGAGAAUGACGGUGACGAGGAGGAUGAUGAGCUGAGUGGAGCGGAUGGGCGGGGGGUGGUGGGUGCGAACGGGAACGGGGAUGCACUGGACAUUGCCACCAUACAGUCGAUAAUGCCACGUGUCCCGGGCAGGACACGUGCCCGUGCAGCUCAAGUAGCUCGUCCUCGGGCAGGAGAACCAUUGCAUCACCAUCACCAUCACCGACACCAUCACCAUCAUGGUGGAGAGCAUCGAAAUAGUACAGGUACCGUGGCAGGACCCCUCGUGCGCUCGAACCAAACCCGUGCCUCAGAGUUUAUCGUGGAGGAGGCGAGUGACGAGAGUGUUGGCGAAAGGACGACGACUGGCGGAACGACAACAGGAGUGGAGUUGAUGAUCCGGCACGAGUUCGUACCAGCUUCCGCAGCAGGUGUUGAAGGUACCGGUCAACAGGAGGUGGCGAUUCCGCAGCAACAACGCGCCCUCACACCACCUGUCUUUGGUUCCACUCCCGGACCAGCGAGUGGUACCGGCUCGGGCACCGGCAUGUUGCUACCCUUCAGCCGAACACCAGCCACAUCGGUUGUGGCUCCAUCAGCAGCCUCCAGCUUGAGCGUGGUACCUCAGCAACCCCAAUCCCAGCAGCAGCAGAACGCAGAGAAUCAGAUGCAGUACUACCAAGUGAACCAUCAUCACCACCAUCACCAUCAUCAUCACCACCAUCGGCAUCACCAUCACCAUCACAACCACCUUGGCGGGAGUGUGGCAGGUUCGACCGGAACCGGUGCAACAGGCGCGAUCCAGCACCAGGGCACCCAAUCGCUGCAGCAGCAAACUCCGCGCCAUUACCUCCGUACCCUGCAGCCGGCGGGUGCGGGGCAGACGCAGGUGGUCGCGGCAGGUGCGGCCGGGUCUGGCCAACCGCAUUGGAUGAGGUUCAAGCGGCGCAAUCUGCGCCAUCAUCACCAUCACCAUCGGGCUGGUGCGGGAUCGGCGAAUAUUGGCUGUGACAUGACUCCCCGGGACGGUACGGGUGGUAGCGGGGCGAGUGGUACCGGCGGGACACCGUACGGUAAUCCGUUCGAAGGAAUGUGCGAACCGGACACCGUCAUGCUGGAGGAAUCCAUCAUCUCACUCCUGCUUAAGCUCCACUCGCAGCUCAGUGGCGCUCUGGACAGCUUUUCGCUGGAUGACGAAACGGAAGACGAGCUAACGAUGGGUGGAGGAGGUGGUGGUGGUGGUGCGGGAGGUGAACCAACGACCUCGCAAACGGUCCCAGCGAGCUCCCCUGCUGCUGCAGGUUCUUCGUCCGAGUCGUCAGGACCUGCGGGAACGCUCCCACGCGAAGAUCCUGCCCGCAUGGAGCUAGACGAGGAGGACACACCGGGUGUGGCGGGAAGUGGCCAGCAGGGAACUAGUCAAACGGAACCAACCGCAACGGCGGAACAGCGACAGAGGCCACGGUGCGGUCGGAUCUCCGAGUCCCGCAUCGGGGACGGACCGUUCUUCAUCGGCAAUCUGCUCCGUAAGAUCGCCGCCCUGGAUGAGACGUGCGCGGUCCGGAUCGACGAGAUUCGGGCGCAGCUGUGGCCGAACCAAAGAGAGCGGCAGGCGGAGCAGAAGGCACGGGAAGCCCGCGAGAAGGAGGAGCGCACCAAGCGCGCGAAGGAACGCCAGAAGAAGAUGAUGGAGGAGUUCGCGAACCGGCAGAAGCGGUUUAUGCUGCUCGCGAUGCAGACGAUGGGUGGCGAGGGUGCAGACCCGGGCGGUAUGGAGUUCGGGUUUGGUGAGGACGAGGGAGAGGGUGAGUCAGCGGCGGCGGCCGAGGAGCAGCGGGCGGAGGCGUUGCGCGAGAAGGAGUACGAUUGCAUCAUCUGCAACACCUCCGGGCCGAGCACGGAGUCAAAUCCCAUCGGGUUGGUAGUUCUUGUGGAGUCGAGCAGUGUGGUUGGACACCGCCGCAUGCUAGUUGAUCGCCUGGCCUUGCCUCUAGGUGAGGAAGAUCGUGUAAGACUUGCUGAGAGCGUGACACUAGCGAGCGAGUUUAACAAGCGCAUCGAUCUGCUGCAGUGGAAGUUUGGUCAGACCUCGUGGUUCCUCUCGCACAACAUCGGUUGGGAGGGUGGCGUGCACAUCCAAUCGUGUGGUCACCACGUACACCUCUCAUGUCAGGAUGCAUACCUGAAGUCGUUGCACACGCCCCGUAGCCCAAACAACCUGAACGUCGAGUUAGGCGAGUUCUUCUGCCCUGUUUGUCGACAGCUGGCAAACUCGGUAUUGCCACUUAGUCCGGCCCUUGACCGUUCAGCACCAUUGAUCCGAACACCGACACCUCCCCACAAGACACUCGUAGUCGAGCUGAUCGGGUUGUUUCAGGAGAGCAAGCGCUCACCAAUGGCCAGCAAGUUUUGUGAGGCGAUGGGUCGCGCCAUGGGCAACAUCACCGCUUGUACGCAGCGCAACAUCAAGCGCUAUCCUGUGACGCUGCAGAGCCUGUUCUCGUUUGUACUCUCGAUCGCACGCACCAACCUCGAAGCUGAGGUGAUCCAGCGUGGUGGUUCACUCUGCAGCACGGAGGACAUCCGGUACAAGCCGAAACGUGACUGCAUCGUACCAUUAUUGCACGUGCUGUCGCUACACGUCCGGCUCAUGAUCAACGAUGACUGGCCGAUCCGGUUCAAGGUGGGCGAUGACUGGCCAUGGCAUUCCUGGUCCCGGCUCACCGGUAUCCGGCUUGCGUACGGUGAAGAACACGCUGGUGAGGAGUCUGAAGUGCCCACUACCGGGGAAGACGCACCAGCGGACGGUACGAUGGCCGUAGUACCUUCGAGACGAACCGAGGAUGGUGAAGGACUGCUGGAACAAGAUGGCGACGAUGCAGAACAGCGGAUGAGAACGCGAAGAUCCGGAAGUAUCUGUGGAAUGCUGUUGCCGGCCAGCAUCCGUGGUAUGCUGUUGCCACCACCGACGACUGGUGAGGCGACCGCAGCGCCCUCUAUCGGUGCUUCCUCGUCUGGAGCAGCGAAUGCGAGCCAGAACACGACGACAACGGCCGCAACCAGUACUAUCGUCGACACUGAAACUAUCCCUGAUCUGAUCAGCGAUCCGACGGCGUUGAUGCUGAAGUUUAUUCUCCUCGCACCGCUUCAUCUUGAUCAGGCGUACUUUACGUGCAUCGUGAAGGUGAUGUACAACCUGUUGUACUACCAGAUCGUGCUGCAGCUGUGUACCCACCUAACCGACGAAGAGUGCGACGAGUUGAUCACCCGGUACGGACAAACCAGCCAACCACCGCCGGCAGUUGUACGCGAACAUGGCGUUCCCCACAUCGGUGUUGCGAUGGCGUUUAUACUUGGGCAGCUCGAUCGCUGCCGGCACAUCCGCAGUGACAGCAUCCUGAUGGGUGUUGGUGGCACUACCGACAACGCGGAAGAGUCACCGGCAAUGGAUACUCCCGGAGAUGGCGGUAGAAAACGGAAGUCGAACCUGGAUCGAUUCGAGAAUCAGCUGCAACGGCUUUGUCUACCGUUCUUGCGUGUUGCCGCGCUGCUGAGGCAUCAUAUCUAUCACGCCGAGAUACCGGAGAUCGGAGGACCUCAGCUGGAGUUCGCACGGCUCGUCUACUUCCUCGAGCUAGUGACGGUAUCGAUGGACUGGGACAAGUUUAACGCGAGUAAGGCGCUCUGCUUCCUGCCUGGCACGGAACUAGCGCUGCCGAAGAACUGGUGUGAUCAGCUGCGCAACCUUCGCCCGACUUACGAGUCUACUAGGUCGUUGAUUGUUCAGCAGCACAUCGACUGGCGUCAACCGAAGCUGCUUAGGUUGCCUCGCGAGUACGAGCGGCUUUUCACGUAUUACCACGAGCAACCGUGCCAGAAGUGUCAGAACGUGCCGAAGGAAAGUUCCAUAUGCUUACUGUGUGGCACGAUCGUGUGCAUCAAGCAGACCUGCUGCAAGGAACAGGAUUGCUGCGAGGCCGUACGGCACUCUAUUAGCUGCGGUGGUGGUACGGGUAUCUUCCUCGUGAUCACCUCUACGUACAUCAUCAUCAUCCGGGGUCAUCGGGCGUGUCUGUGGGGUUCGCUCUAUCUGGACGACUAUGACGAGGAAGAUCGCGAUCUAAAACGUGGCAAACCGCUGUAUCUGAGCGAGGAUCGGUUCAACCUGCUCGAGUCGCAGUGGCUUUCGCACAGGUUCGCGCAUACCAAGCACAACUGGGUCUGGCAUCGAGAUUCGCUGUAA